CACGAAUGGCCUUUGAUUUUUGUUAUUUUCCCAAUAGUUGGAGCAAAGUGCUUUUCUGUUAAACCAGUUUAAGAUUAGAUUAAGAUUUUUAGAAACGUAUAGAUUUGUUGCAACCGACAUACACAUAUAUUAUGGAAAAUUUGAGGAAGAUAUUAAAAUCAUACGAAAAAUGGGUGGCUGCAAACCCAGAAACUGUCUGCGAUGUUGAGACUACCACAAAAUGGAUAUCGUAUUUCAUUGCUGGACGUAUCUCGGAUUCUAAUGUAGUUUCCGAGCUGGUGUAUACGCUAUCUAAUAUAUUGGUGCUCUAUAAUGACCGCAUAAUCGACAAAUCACAACAAGGCAAAUUGAUCUCCGAUUUGCAACCUGUGCAGCUCGAAGCGAGUACUAGUGCAUUUGCGCGCAGCAACAACAAAAAGGCAAAGUAUAUUUACCGACUAAAGGUCAUGUUGACCACAUUGGAAUAUUGUGAAGUUUUCAUCGAAAUAUCAGCUAAACGAAUUUUUGGUAAUAAAGGCAAAUGGUUAUUCAUUGCAUUUGUGCAAUUUGCAAAAGCUGCAGGCCGAUUCUUCAUACUAAAACAUUCAACAGAAAAACUUAUCACAACGCCUACACUUCCGGCACUUAAUCGACGUGCAAUUAUAAAGAAACAAAAGAAUGCACUCAAAAAUGGUUUAAUAGUUGAAGACUCAUCUGAAAGAAAUGGCAAUUUGAAAUCAAAUGUAUUUGGCGAAAACAGUUCUACAUUCCAAUUGAAACGUUCCGGCCGUGUAAUACGUAAAGUAGAAGGUGCGCCACCACUACAGUAUCGCGAUUUUAAAUUAGCAGAGGAACAACAGCAAUUAGAAAAUGGCAGAAAUGCGGUCGAUUUUCGUUUGAUACAAGCAGAAUAUAUCUAUAUUGUCAAGCCAUUAAUACACUUAGCCACAAUGGGUUUGUUUGGUGAAAAGCGUUGGAAACAAUUUGUAGUCUCACUGACAUUGGAUUUGAUCAGUAUACGCAUGUAUCACCAGCAACGACAACAGAUGAACAAAGAACAGAAACUUGAGCUAUCACGCCGUUGCAUCAACUUACUGUUAUAUUUAGUGCGUUCACCAUUCUAUGAACGUGUCACACAAUCACGUCUAGAUCGUAUGCUAGGCUUUGUGGCUGACAAUGUGCCGCUGAUUAAAAUGAUUGCAGGACCAUUACGUGACUAUUUACCCUACUGGCAGGGUACUUAUUUCUAUUUAUGGGCAACGUAAAGCAUAUAUGGAGAUAACAAGUUUAUGAAUUUAUAUUUUCGAUACAUAACUUACAAAAACCGAGUAUUUACCUAAAAAAUAUAAAUAUAUAUAUUUUAUUUAGGCGUGGAAAGUAUUUAGUUAGGGGACUGAGCAUAAAUGCUAUUUUGUAUAAUAGUUAAGGAAUAAAGCAUACACUUUUGUAAAAUGA
This is a messenger RNA of Zeugodacus cucurbitae (melon fly), 1434 nucleotides long. RefSeq names its product peroxisomal membrane protein PEX16 (gene Pex16). Gene Ontology annotation, cellular component: peroxisomal membrane. The record is from RefSeq and is a predicted model, not a curated record. Lineage: Eukaryota; Metazoa; Arthropoda; Insecta; Diptera; Tephritidae. Gene Ontology annotation, biological process: peroxisome organization. Bases 132 to 1244 code for a protein of 370 amino acids. The transcript has 2 exons.